This is a messenger RNA of Aureobasidium namibiae CBS 147.97, 1080 nucleotides long. RefSeq lists its product as uncharacterized. The record is from RefSeq and is a predicted model, not a curated record. Bases 1 to 1080 code for a protein of 359 amino acids. Lineage: Eukaryota; Fungi; Ascomycota; Dothideomycetes; Dothideales; Saccotheciaceae. The transcript is spliced from 3 exons. Gene Ontology annotation, cellular component: membrane.
AUGCCAACCUGGUUGUCUUCGCAACGCAAAGCUGCACUUGCCGAACUUGCUGGCCAAGUCGGAAUUGAUGACGUUUCCGAUCUUCGAAAAGAUCAGAUCGUCGCUCUUCUCGACGAGCAACUUACCAACAACGCGUCAUUACACUCCGAAAAUCCUUCUUUCGAGCGCUAUUAUGCUCGCAAGGGCUCUCCCACAAAGCGCGAGCUGGGCUCGACUCCUGCUGACGAAGUCGAGUUGACCCAAUCCGUUAGUCGAAGACGCGCUCCUCGCAUCAAGGGUGAAUCCAGUGUUGAGCCCAUAUCAUCGCCUACUGCAGUUACCGGAAGGCGCAUCGCUCGUGCUGUGGUCGUAUCCACUCCCGCCAGAGUCGAGGCACCCAGACUAGUAGAGCCUGCCAUCGAGGAACCACGCCUCGAAGACUCAUUGCUUCUCAGCCCUCCGCGCAUGGCACUCCCUCCUUCGCCUGCUGUUGUGACUGAUGUCAUCGAGGAGCAGACCGCGCGUAUUUCCGAAGGUAUGAACCAGCUCUGGACUUCAACGGGGAUUAUGGAUAUGCUCCAUGAGGCUCGUCUUGACCUCUCAUCUGUCACCGGCAUCCACUUCACGAUUCUUCUUCUCGAGUCCGCAGCACUUCACUACGAAACUGUCCCUUGGAAGUUCGCAUUCGACUUCCCAAGUCUGUUCGGAUUCCCUAGCUUUGCGGUAUUCCUGCCUGACAUAUUCGUCUUCCUCACACAUCACUACUGGGCACCUUCGUUGCUGUGGGCGACGAUGAACUUUUGGACCCCGCUUGCGACUGGCUGGCUCUUCAAUCUAUCUUUGAAGCUUAAGAAGAAGGAUGGAUUCGAAGACUACAGACCAGUUUAUCGCAUCGAUCCUUUGAUGUUCAGUAUCGCUAAAGCCGUCAUGUCUUGGAUGGUGUACGCUCAGGGUAACAGACUCUAUGGAGCCUUCGCCGAGCAGACCGUCAAGACGGUCGAGAAUGCUAUGCCUUACGGCUAUAGCGGUGCCAUGGUCGCAGCAUAUAUUGGUAUCGCCACAAGUAUCUGGGAUGGGAUCCAGAACAAGAAGAGAGUUUAA